AUGUCAGCCGAAGCGGCCAACUCCAAGGACUACUCGCUGCCUCCAGCUUUGGAUCUUAAAUUAGACAAAAGUGUAUUCGAGAGAAAAGAAGUCGUCCUGGCUGUGGGUUUACCGCUGGGUCGCGAUUUCAAGAAAGUUUGGGAUCAACUUCGGGAUUUUUCAACCGGGUACUUGGAUCUCCCCAAAUUCACAAAUAUUUAUACAGAUGGAAAUGGUGUCAAGAGAAAGUUGGUAUUUAUUCGUAAAGCUAAGGACACGAAGGAGCAGGAUAUGUUGCGAAGCCUCAAUGUAGACAUUCCAGCCUCUCCAGAAGACGAAAUUUCCUACCUUGAAUCUCACCCAGAGGCAAUUUGUGUAGAGAACUGUCAACCGGGCGAAAGCACGACUGAUUCCAUCUUACCCUCCAAACCUUGUGCGUUUCGACUGUCUCUUGGCUACGAAAACUUUCCAUUUGAUAGAGCUCUGAAGGUCGUUCUUCCCGGUGACAUGGAAGCGGUCACGGGCUUCUCUUUAGUGGGCCACGUGGCGCAUUUCAACCUCAAACCAGCAGCUCUUCCUUACAGAAGACUAAUUGGUCAAAUUGCCUUGGAUAAAUUGGCGAAUGUUCGAACUGUUGUCAAUAAGGCGGCAAAAAUCGAUACCGACUUUCGGACGUUUUCCCUUGAUCUGAUGGCCGGUGAACCGGAUUACCUGACUGAGGUUAAAGAGAACAACGUAACCUUGAAGCUUGACUUUUCUCAAGUUUACUGGAAUUCGCGUCUCGGCACAGAGCACUCCCGCAUUAUUGACGAGGUCAAAACUGUGCUUGGGGGUCACAGGCGGGAGAGUGAGUUGGCGACGGUUGUGGUGUACGACGUGUUCGCCGGGGUUGGACCGUUCGCAGUUCCGCUGGCUCGUUGCCCCGGCUGUCGCGUCUUCGCCAACGACCUCAACCCAAUGGCAUUCAAGUUUCUUCAAGAGAAUGUCCGCAAAAACAGCUCUAGAAGGCACCCAAUCUCUCCGGAGCAAAUCACCUGCUCGAAUCUCGACGGACGCGAAUUCAUUCAUGAGGGUGUAGCGGUAAGGAAUAAACCAUCUACGGCCGUCUGGAUUAUGAUGUCCGUUGAGAACGAAUAUAUCGACGUCUAG
Mesocestoides corti is the source of this 1128-nucleotide messenger RNA. The record is from the annotation of a GenBank genome assembly. Lineage: Eukaryota; Metazoa; Platyhelminthes; Cestoda; Cyclophyllidea; Mesocestoididae.